This is a messenger RNA of Rotaria sp. Silwood1, 1539 nucleotides long. The record is from the annotation of a GenBank genome assembly. Lineage: Eukaryota; Metazoa; Rotifera; Eurotatoria; Philodinida; Philodinidae.
AUGGGCAUUGAAAAUCAAGUGAGCCUAGCUAAUGACAAUAAUCAACCCAAUAGUGGAAUAAUGAACGAGCCAGAUGAUGAGAAAAUUCUUCGCAAAUUGGAUCUUCAUCUUAUUCCGACAAUGACCUUACUUUAUUUACUUAGUUUUCUCGAUCGAGUCAAUAUUGGUCAAGCCAAAUUGAAUGGUCUCACAAUAUCGCUAAAUCUUUCGAGUAUCGAAUAUAACACAUGUCUGAGUGUAUUUUUUAUAACGUAUGUCGUCUUUGAAAUUCCAUCAAAUUUGAUUUUAAAAAAGUGUCGACCAAGUCGAUGGAUUCCUUUUACUAUGGUUGCAUGGGGAACUGUCAUGACUUGUAUGGGACUUGUCAAAUCUUACCAUAGUCUUCUAAUUUGUCGACUUCUAUUGGGGGCAACUGAAUCAGGUCUCUUUCCAGGUGCUACCUUUUAUCUGUCAAGUUGGUAUAAGAGACGUGAACUUUCAUGGCGUAUCAGUAUUCUUUUCUCUGCAGCUGCAUUAGCUGGUGCUUUUGGUGGAAUUCUCGCCUAUGGCAUUAAUAAAAUGGAUGGAUUAGGUAAACAAGAAGGUUGGCGUUGGAUUUUUUAUGUAGAAGGACUGGUUACUGUUGUUGUUGGAUUACUUGCCUUCUUUCUCAUUAAUGAUUUCCCUACAGAUCGACCCAAGUUUCUCAGCGAACAAGAAUGCAAUCAUGUACUUGUUCGUCUACGUACUGAUGCUGGACCAGGUGCUAGUGAACAUUUUAGUUGGGUUCAAGUUCGUUCGGUAUUUUCCGACUGGAAAAUCUACAUUUGGUCGUUAUGUUUUCUUGGUAUGUCGGUAUCAAUCUUUUCUCUUUCGCUAUUCUCCCCAACUAUUGUACUAAGUCUUGGAUUCGUCACUUAUCAAGCUCAACUUCUCACAACACCACCAUAUGCAUUUGCAUUCAUUACAACAAUGACUACAGCUUAUUUUUCAGAUAAAUAUGCCCAUCGUUCUAUGUUUAUUCUAUCAUGGUUAGCAAUUAGUAUGACAGGUUUUGUUAUCUUAAUUAUAGCGCAAAAUUUGAAUGUGAAAUAUUUUGCUGUUUUUCUCGCGACUGGUGGCAUAUCACCUUGUGUUGCUACAUGUAUCACAUUUCUUUCGUGUAAUAUUAGUCCACAUACAAAACGAGCUACGGCACUGGCAUUUAUGCUAUCGGUCGGAAGUAUCGGUGGAGUUAUUAGCGGACAAUUAUAUAGAUCGCAAGAUGCACCUCAUUAUAUUCUCGGUCAUGCAAUCAACCUUGGGUUUUGUACAAUGAGUUUGAUUGCCUUGACUAUUCUUUUAAUUGGUCUUCAUAUGGAAAACCGACGACGUGAUCGUUUAUAUGGAUCGAUUGAUAGUACGGCAACGCCAUCAGUCAUCAAUAAAGAUCAAGUGACAACGGAUAUAUUUAAAAUAUAUACUAUGGAAGAUAGACGACAAUGGGGCUAUGAGAAAAUGACUGAAGAACAGAUUCGUAAUUUAGGUGAUAGGCAUGCAGCUUGGCGAUAUAUUUUGUAA